Molecule: messenger RNA, 4050 nt
Organism: Pollicipes pollicipes
Lineage: Eukaryota; Metazoa; Arthropoda; Thecostraca; Pollicipedomorpha; Pollicipedidae
Product: protein TANC2
Exons: 15
Coding region: 188-3841 (1217 amino acids)
Molecular function (GO): protein binding
Source: RefSeq, a predicted model, not a curated record
GCUUGGCCUGACCUGGUUCGCAGUGUACAACACGCCGCCAUCCAGCCGCCGUCGGGUGGUUGCCAGUCCCAAGCUUCUCCGGCUGGCGGCGCGCCAAAACCGUAACAACCGCUCCAAUACGAUCGGCGUGGACAGUCAACAGGCACUCUCAGCCCUCUGCCCGGAAAACGCAACUGGUCGGGACUACAUGAUAACUCGGCUCAGCUCGCUGCGGUCCAUAGACACGGACGAGGAGGGCGGCCGGCCGGAGGAUAGCGCGCUGUACGCGCGGCUGGGUCUGCUGCUCGGUUCGGGCGCCGAACCGCGCUCCCCGGGCUCGGAGCGCUCGCGCUCCAGUCGCUCGGGCGCCAGCUCGGGCCGCGACUCGCACGCUUCACUGGCGCACCUCGACGCCAAGUCGGCCAACACCAGCCCCGUCUCGACACUCACCGGUUCGAGUGAGUCUGAGCUGGCGCACCUGCGCUCGGAGCGGAGACACGACAGCUUCGGCUCGCUGAUGUCCAUGUCGCUGAGUGGCUCCACCACCUCUGCCAGCCCGCUCAUCACAGCUCGGCGCAACUCGAUCGGUGGCCACGGAGCUGUCGACGAGCCGGGCGCGUUCCGCAGUCCUCGCGGCCAGCCGGGCAGGAGGUCGGCCCGCUGUCUUCGGGUCACGCCGCCCGCCGAAGCCAAAGCGCGCGUCUCGCCGUUCCGGCCGGCGCCUCUCAGUCUGAAGCCGCUGUUCUUCGAGGUGCCGCAGCAGGAGCAGGACCCGCUGUUCGUAGGCCGUCGCUGGCUGUUCGCCGAACUGAGCCGGGUGCUGCUCGGCUCGCCCAGCCGCGGCUGCGUUCUCGCCGGCAGCGUCGGCACCGGCAAGACGGCCGCCCUCCUCCAGCUGGUCGACUACAGCUGCUUCGGCCGCCGCGCCGCUCGGGAGGACGCCCUCUACCAGGACGCAUUCUCGGGCGGCCCCGGCCGGCCCCGAGCCGUCGUUGGCGGCGGCGGUCUCUUCUCUAGCGUCUGCGCGGUGCCGGAGGAGCUGCGCGGUCUCGGCAGCCGCGUGGUGGCAUACCACUUCUGUCAGGCGGACAACAGCGCCACCUGUCUGGUGCCCGAUUUCGUGCACUCGGUGGCGGCGCAGCUGUGCCAGGCGCCGCAGCUGACCGCCUACCGGGAGCACGUGCAGCGCUCGCCGGCACUGCAGGCGGCGCUGGCGCUGCGCUCGUGCGUCAGCGACCCGUCGGCGGCGCUGUCGCGCGGCGUGCUGGAGCCGCUGCAGCUGCUGCGCCGCACCGGCCAGCUCACGGGCGAGACAUGUCUGGUGGUGCUGGACGCCCUCGGAGAGGCCGAGUACCAUAAGCCAGAGUACGGCGACAACCUGGCAGCUUUCCUGGCGCGCCACCUGAUGAUGUUCCCGUCGUGGCUGAAGAUGGUAGUGACGGUGCGCUCCCAGAUGCAGGGCAUCGCCAGCCUGCUGCCGUUCCACAAGCUGAACCUGGACCGACUGCGCGACACAGACGAGCUGCAGAAGGACCUGGCCGACUACAUCGCCUUCCGCAUCAACAACUCGCCCUCCAUCACCAGCAGCAUCCAGGUGACGGGCGCCAAGGUGGAGGGCAGCAGCCAGUCCCGCUUCAUCGCCCACCUGGCCGAGCUGUCGCGCGGUUCCUUUCUCUUCAUCAAGCUGACGCUUGACCUGAUCGAGCGCGGCCACCUGGUGAUGAAGUCCUCCAGUUUCAAGGUCCUGCCGGUGAGCCUCAACGAGAUCUUCCUGCUUAACUUCAACCUCAAGUUCCCGACGCAGCGGUCCUACGAACAGGUGCAGCCCAUCCUUACAAGCUGCUUGGCCAGCCUCUGUCCGAUGAACGCCUACGAGAUCUAUCACUCGGUGAAUGCCAGCUGCACGCAGACGGCCCUUGGCUGGGACGAGUUCCUGCGCCGCUUCAAGACGCUCUCGGGCUUCCUGGCGCGCCGCAUGGACGACACGUACAUGCUCUUUCACCCGUCGUUCCGUGAGUGGCUGACGCGUCGUGAGGACAACGAGAGCCACAAGUUCCUGCUGGACGUGCGCGUGGGCCACGCCAACAUCGCGCUGCGCAUGAGCCGGCUGGAGGCGCCGCUCGACGCGCAGAAGACGCUCGAGCUGGGCCACCACGUGCUGAAGGCGCACCUCUACAAGAACUCGCGCGAGCUGCCGGUGCCACCGCGCGACCUGCAGGCGCUCUGGGUGGCCGCGGCGUCGGCCGACCUCUCCGCCGCGCUUGUCGCCGACCGCAACGCGCACAGCCCCAACGUCAAGGUGUCGAACCUGCUGCUGCUGGCCGGCGCCUCCCCGGACGCGUCCUCGCCGCAGCGGGACGGUACGCCGCUUCUCGGCUUGUGUGCCGCCGAGGGAUUCGACGAGAUGCUGCAGCUGCUGCUGAAGUUCGGCGCGGCGCCAGACGCGGCCAACGCGCGCGGCGCCACGCCGUUGAUGCUGGCGGCCGCCGGCGGGCACGCCUGCGCCGUGCAGACGCUGCUGCAGUGCGGCGCCAGCGUUGGCCUGCGCGACGCCGGCCGCCGCUGCGCGCUCGUGCAUGCGGCCGUGCACGGCCACCUCAGCGUGGUGGAGUACCUGCUCUGGUGUGACUGGGCGGCCGCCGGCGACCGGCUGACCAUGGCCGAGGCGGCGCAGCAGGCGCUGGUGGCGGCCGCGGGCAACGGCCAUCUGCAGAUCGCCGAGUACCUGCUCGACAUGGAGGAGGUGGCAGUGAACGCGUGCGACAUCCUGCACGGCGAGACGCCGCUGACGAUGGCGGCCGCUGCCGGCCACAAGCCGCUGGUUGAGAUGCUGCUGCGCCGCGGCGCUACCGUCGCCGCCGCCAACUCGAAGGGGGCUCCGCCGCUGCUGGGCGCCGUGCGGGAGGGCCACUGGGACAUCUGCGUGGUGCUGCUGGGCCAGGGGGCGCAGCUGGAGCAGCCGGACGACGCCGGCCGCACGCCGCUCAUCGUGGCGGCUAGCGAGGGGCAUAUGGGCGUGCUCGACCUGCUGAUCAGCAAAGGUGCCUCGCUGGGCCGGGUGGACCGCGAAGGCCUGGCGGCGCUCUCCUGGGCGUGCCUGAAGGGACAGGCGCGCGUGGUGCGUACCCUGCUGGACGCCGGCGCCGACCUGCAGCACACGGACAGCGCCGGGCGCACGCCGCUCGACCUGGCUGCCUUCUACGGCGACGCAGACGUCGUGUCGCUGCUGCUGGACCGCGGCGCGGUAGUGGAGCACGUGGACCUGAAGGGCAUGCGGCCGCUGGACCGCGCCAUCGGCUGCGGUCACGUGCAGGUGGUGCAGUGUUUCCUGAGGAAGGGCGCCAAGCUGGGCGCUACCACCUGGGCCAUGGCCGACGGCAAGCUGGACAUCAUGUUCACCUUGUUGAACAAGCUGAACGAUGACGGCAUGACGCUGUACAAGAAGUGCCGCAUGCAGGAGGCAGACCAUCGCUUUACCUACGCGCUGAAGAAGUUCCCCGAAGGCAAGCUGCGUGAACACGAGGAGCUGUUCCGCCGGCUGCACGUCAAUCUGCUACUGAACCUGUCGCGCUGCAAGCGGAAACUCGGCGAGCACGCCAAGUCCGCCGAGCUUGCUACCCUGGCCAUGAACGUGCGACCGGAGGCGUUUGAGCCCUACUUCUUCCGGGCGAAAGCCAAGCACUCGCAGAAGGAGCUGGACGCGGCGCUGGCGGACCUCAGCGAGGCCCUGCGGCUGGCGCCCAACAACCGCGAGGUGCGCCGCACAUUACUGCAGGUGCGCGAGCAGAUCCAGCACCCGGAGCUGGUGCCGCGCCCCCACCUGCUCGCCUCCAUGGACCCGCUCGUCAUGUCCCAAGGCUGAGCGCGCCCGGCGCCGCCGCCGCCGCCGCCGCCGAGAACUCAUGACGUCACUGCGCGCCGCUGCCCGCCCUGUGCCAAAGACGGGGAAUGCGAGGAAAUCAAAAGAAGGAUUCCAGAUAACUGCAUUUAUCUGCGCGAGUUCUUGUUGACGUGGCAGCUCAGAGGAUUUGUCCCGCAUUUUACCACAUGACGGCUUCGCGUUGGUGCCCA